Molecule: messenger RNA, 675 nt
Organism: Aspergillus viridinutans
Lineage: Eukaryota; Fungi; Ascomycota; Eurotiomycetes; Eurotiales; Aspergillaceae
Exons: 1
Coding region: 1-675 (224 amino acids)
Source: RefSeq, a predicted model, not a curated record
AUGCAAGAACCAGAACCAGAACAAGACACCAAACAACCACUCCCACCCUCCUCCCCACCAUCAGAACACACAAGUUCCACCCUGUCUCCAAACCGCGGGAUCCAAAUCCCCUCGAAACACGACUACUUCACCUCCGGCUUCGCGUACCCUCCCUUCCUAGCCGACUACGACAUCUCCCCUCACCACUGGACCCAGUUCACCCACGACCUCAACGAGGAGGUGAAGCUGUCCCCCCGACAAUGGGCCACGACAGUCGCCAAGGGCGUCAGCGUCCUCGCGCUGGGCGGGAUGAUGGCCGGCGUGCUUGGUGCGAUUCCCGCUGUGCUGGUAGCGCGCAAGGCGAGGCGGAACCGCGAGGAGAUGAAUCUGAUUAUUGCUGCUUCGGAGCGGCCCGCGGAUACGGAUUCGGGGUCAAGGCUGUUGAAGAAGGUUGAGCGGUGGAAUGAGACUUUUUUCCGGCCACGGGGGAUUGUGGUUCGGGUUGAUCUCCCGUGGGAGGAGCUGGAUGAGAUGCAGGGGAUGGAGGUGCUUCCGGCGUCGAGAUACGGCUCGUCAAGGAGAGAUGAGCAGGCUGCUAGGGAGGAUGCGUCGCGAAAGGCGCGGAUUGUGAUUAUUCCAGUAGAUACAGAUCCUUCAGGUUCAGGUUCAGGUUCAGCUUCAGCGUCAAAUUCGUGA